Messenger RNA from Rubroshorea leprosula, 2636 nucleotides. NCBI's taxonomy places the organism in Eukaryota, Viridiplantae, Streptophyta, Magnoliopsida, Malvales, Dipterocarpaceae. The record is from the annotation of a GenBank genome assembly.
AGAGAGAGGGAAGCGUAGUUCUAACUCCUUCCGCCGGAGUUUAUACCUGCUACGCACGGCAACCCCUUCCUUUUUCAGGCGGAACGUCCAGAUCUCACUUCACCGAACGCGGUCGUCGAUUCAGGAGAAACAGAUAAAUCGGACCAAAUUCCACAGAGAACAUUGAAGCAACAAUAGUCCUGCUCCUUCUUUCCCUCCAUGUCUCUUCCUGCAUAUCUGAUUUUGAUUUUGAACCUGUGGAGCUUGAAAGCCGAGUCGUUCUCCGCUGGAUCGCGUUCGAUUCUUCGAGAGAUUGGCAGCAACGGCAACAGUGGCGAGCAUCAGGACUACGCCGUCGAAUUGAACGCCACGAAUUUCGAUGCAGUCCUCAAGGACGACACUCCUGCUACCUACGCCAUACUUGAAUUCUUCGCUCACUGGUGUCCUGCGUGCAGAAAUUAUAAGCCUCAUUAUGAGAAGGUUGCAAGGCUUUUCAACGGACCUGAUGCAGUCCAUCCAGGCAUCAUUUUGAUGACAAGGGUAGACUGUGCAUUAAAGAUAAAUACCAAACUUUGUGAUAGGUUUUCUGUUAGUCAUUAUCCUAUGCUCUUUUGGGGGGCUCCUACUAAGUUUUUAACUGGUGGAUGGGAUCCGUCACAAGUGAAAAGUGAAAUACGUGUAAUUGAUGAUGGUCGGACAGCUGAACGUUUGCUUAGUUGGAUCAAUAAGCAACUAGGCAGCUCCUAUGGCUUGGAUGAUCAGAAAUUUGAAAAUGAGCAUCCUCCAUCAAAUAUAUCGGACCCUGGACAGAUUGCCCGAGCUGUAUAUGAUGUUGAGGAAGCAACUGCCACUGCCUUUGACAUCAUUUUAGAGCACAAGAUGAUCAAAUCUGAAACUCGGGCUUCACUUAUAAGAUUUCUUCAGCUCUUGGUGGUUCACCAUCCUUCUAGGAGAUGUCGGAAAGGAAGUGCACAAGUCCUUGUUAAUUUUGAUGACUUGUGCCCAUCAGAUACAUGCUCAGCUGAUAAGCAUGCAGAUGUCACUGAUAAUGGGAAGGGUGCACUAGCGAAUAUUCAGAUUUGUGGAAAAGAAGUUCCCCGUGGAUACUGGAUGUUUUGUCGUGGUAGCAGGAAUGAUACUAGGGGAUUUAGCUGUGGAUUAUGGGUUCUGCUGCAUUCAGUCUCAGUGAGGAUUGAGGAUGGAGAGAGCCAGUUUGCAUUUACAUCUAUAUGUGAUUUUAUUCACAACUUCUUCAUCUGUGAGGAGUGCCGUCAACAUUUCUAUGAGAUGUGUUCAAGUGUUAAGAGUCCUUUCAGCAAAGCUCAAGACUUUGCCCUUUGGCUUUGGAGUGCACACAAUAAAGUUAAUGAGAGAUUAAAGAAAGAAGAAGCAUCUUUGAAAACUGCUGAUCCCAAGUUCCCAAAGAUUAUCUGGCCUCCAAGACAGCUUUGCACUUCAUGUUAUCACUCCCAAAGUUCUAAUGGAAACAGUGAGGAUAAUUGGAACCGGGAUGAAGUAUUCAAGUUCUUGACUAGUUAUUAUGGGAAGACACUCAUAUCUCUAUACAAAGAGAAGGAUCUUCUUGAUAAUGAUGCAACCAAUGUAGCUAUUGAUGAAUUGGUGGCCUCAACAAAUGCAGUAGUGGUGCCUGUUGGCGCUGCCUUAGCUAUUGCUGUUGCCAGCUGUGCAUUUGGAGCGCUUGCUUGCUACUGGCGAUCACAUCAGAAGAAUCGAAAGUAUUACCACCAACUAUACUCUUUAAAGAAUAUAUAAUAGAUAGAGAAUUUAGUGAGGUCCUUCAAAUCCUUUAAAAGGAUUAAAAAAAUUUUGGGUGGGGAGAGAGGUUUGACGAUUAGGAGGUAACUUAUUUGAUUUCCUUCCAAAAUGUUUCAGGCCGAGGAGAAGCUGGAACUAAGAAUAUUUAAAGAACAAUACACCACACAGAUAUAACGGUGACCCAUGGUUGAACUCAGGCUUCCAGAGUAGGAAUCCAGAUUCAUACAGCCCUAUACUGACUGCACUGGUUAAGGUUCUGUCCUGUACUUGUAUUGUUGCUUUCAACCAACCUCUUGUCCUAAUCUUAAUUUUGGAGCACUGUCCUCUCUAUCUGUGUCCUUAAUUUUCUUUUAUUUUCUCCAUGCUGGAUGCGUCCUUCUUUUUUCUUUUUCUUUUCUUUUUCUUUUUUUUUUUUCUGAACUUAAGGAAUUUUUGGGUGUGGAGAGUUAGUAGUGCCUGGUGUGGAACUUUGAAUUUCAUGUUCUAACACCUCCCUCUAACGGGUAUGGUCACUAAGUCAUUUAGUGUUAGACAUACUACAUAUGUCCUUUGUCAUUCUCUUUGUAUGUAUGGCAUGUGUAGCAUUUUUUUUUUUUUUCUAAGUUAAGGUGAAGCGAAUUAAGCAUUUGCUAAAAAAGAAUAUGAAAGGCACUAUUGUCGUUGAGUAGGUGUUACUUGUCUCUACGAUGGGAACAAUUUGCUGGACUCGCCGGUUCCUACCUCCUACAGGUUGUGCAACCAUAUGGGUCUUGUUCCCCCUGGAUAACCGAAGAUGUACAUUCCACUUUUUACUGAUUCAUCUAUGCCAUCAUCCGACACGAAACCUUUUAUAACUGUUGAAUGUUGAUUCCAUUGCCGUAUCAUAAAUAUUUAAAGUUAGA